Molecule: messenger RNA, 2568 nt
Organism: Penicillium cosmopolitanum
Lineage: Eukaryota; Fungi; Ascomycota; Eurotiomycetes; Eurotiales; Aspergillaceae
Gene: chiA1
Product: class III chitinase ChiA1
Exons: 4
Coding region: 1-2568 (855 amino acids)
Biological process (GO): carbohydrate metabolic process
Cellular component (GO): extracellular region
Molecular function (GO): chitinase activity
Source: RefSeq, a predicted model, not a curated record
AUGGGGUUUUUGAAGACUUUUGCCGCCACAGCGGUACUGGCUGCCCUUAUUCCCAAUUCUGCUGCUCUGAACGUGGACUCCAAAUCUAACGUAGCUGUCUAUUAUGGUCAAGGUGCCUACCAGCCUCGGUUGAGUCACUUCUGCCAGGAAACCUCUCUAGAUAUCAUCAAUCUUGGUUUUAUCAACGUCUUUCCCAAAGCUGUGGGAGACUGGCCAGGCUCCAAUUUUGGCAAUCAGUGUGAUGGUACCGUUUACGAAGGCACUGAGCUUCUCAGUGGCUGCCACCAGAUAUGGGAAGAUAUUCCCAUUUGCAAGGAACUUGGGAAAACGGUGAUGCUGUCGCUUGGUGGUGAGACUGCUUAUGAAGAUAUUCCCACUGACGAGGUUGCGGAAUGGUUUGCCGAUUUUCUGUGGUAUUCCUUCGGUCCCCCUGGCCAAAAUGAUACCUUCCCCCGUCCCUUUCAAGACAACCAAGUUGACGGCUUUGAUUUCGAUAUCGAGCAUUAUGGUGGCCAUGGCUAUGCUACUAUGAUUCAACGCCUUCGUAGCCACUUCGCCGACUUCCCAGACGAGACAUUCUACAUCUCUGGUGCACCACAAUGCCAGCUUCCCGAUGCCCAGCUUAGCGAUGCCAUCUCCAACUCGCAUUUUGACUUUAUUUGGGUUCAGUGGUACAACACGGCAGCUUGUUCGGCGACAAACUUCCUGGAGGGAAAUGGUCUCUUCAACUUCGCUGCAUGGGCUAAGGUUAUUCAAGACAGCGCCAACCCGGCCGCAAAACUUUUCGUCGGACUGCCAGCAUCUGAAGAGGCUGCUGUGGAUGGGUUUUACCUGAGCCCAGCGGAGGUUUACCCUCUUGUGGAUAUCUACAUGAAUCUGUACCCCGAUAUGUUUGGCGGUAUUAUGCUUUGGGAGGCCACGGCAUCAGAUAACAAUACUAUCAAUGGUUACAAUUAUGCCCAGCAUAUGAAGCACAUCCUCCAUGAAUGUGAUCCAUCCCCGCCGCCGACUUCGACUUCCACCAUCUUCGUGACGCCGACUUCAAAGCCCGUUUCGUCAACGCCCUCCAGCUCGGCGGUGCAGACAAGCUCUCAGACGCCCUCGUCUGCCCCUGUGUCAUCAAGCCAACCAACCUCUUCGAGCACUUAUGUCGCAUCUUCCACUGCCUCUCCUUCGUCGCCACCAGCUAGCUCUGUUACCCCAACAAUUGUUUCAUCUAGUGCGGCACACUCGAGCACCUCAAUCCCGUCCUCGAACCCGGUGACUGGCUCUUCCAGCAGCCCGGCCGCUUCUCAUUCGGUCUCAUCAAGCACAACUAGCGAGAGCUCUAUUCAGACCCCAGCGUCAAGCCACAGUCACCCGGCUUCAUCCAAUACUUCUGGCUCUGAGAAGCCCUCUACCAAGCCAACUGCUACCCCGAGCGAGACUCCAUGCUCAACUCGUCGUCAGCUUCUCGGACUCCAUCGCGCACUAUCACCCGGACUCCAGUAUCCAGCCCCCCCAAGUUCCACUGGCACUCAUCUGAGCCCCUCGGGCGAUUCUUCGGCCUCUGCCUCCCUGUCAACGACUUCCGGGCCCGCCAUUUCUUCCACCGAGGUCACUGGAGUCUCCCCUGGCAGCACCGUUACUACCGGAGGCUCAAGCGCUACAGGAGUCGAGUCUUCCACUGGCCCCCAGUCAACUGGAAAUGGUAGCCAGACUUCUACUAGCCCCCAGUCCACUGAUAAGGGCGGCGAGUCUACAACUGGUCCCCAGUCCACCGGAAACGGUGGCGAGUCUCAAACUGGUUCAAGUGUCACGGUUUCGCCAUCGGUGACAGCUGCUGCAUCUACUACAACUCCCCCAACUGUGACUACCAUCAUUGUCACGUCGUACACUGAUAUUUGCCCUACUGGUUUUACCACCAUUACUACAACUAUCACCACUACCAUCUGUCCAGAAGCCACUGCAGGUGUGACCAACCCUCCUUCUGGACCUGCAUCGACUACACCCUCUAUCCCCGAAGGCUGGACCACUACUGUCAAGGUCUGUGAUAACUGCGCGCCGACCCCUACUACUGUCACUUUGACCGUACCAAACCCCAUUCAAACGACCGAGGUGGCCGUGCAAACUUCCCCUGUUCUCGUGACUACUGAAACAUGGACCACAACUGUUACUUUCUGCAAGCACUGCGGUGUCACUGGCUCAUCGGUCACAUUGACCGUCCCUUACACCACGGUCAUCUCCACUGCAGUGACUGUGGUGACUCCAGGUGCUUCACCUGAACAAGGCGAAGUAACCGUUCCCGGUGGCUUGCCUCAAACUACCGCUGGCAACUCUCAAGGAGCGGUGCCUAGUCACGGACCUUCUUCAUCCUGGAGCUACAUUAAAGGAGGGGUUCACUCACCUAGCCAAACACCUACUUUCAAGGUUCAUGCUUCAACAACACAGACGGUUCAAAACCCUGCCCCAACUGGCAGUGGUGAAGGUGUGUCGCCGGUAUUCAACGCGGCUGGGUCUCAGUCUGGCCUGAUGAGCCUUUUCGGCGUUUCUCUCGCCGCUGUGCUUUCUAUCUGCCUUCUCAUUUGA